CUGGUCUGGUCUGACUGAUCCAGCCUCCAAACCCAGGGGCUUGUGGUACGGACACUCUGGAGAGGAGGAACGCCAAGACAUACUGCCUUGCCCCUAACAGAAUGGCCACAGACAUAAUAUUACAUGAUACAGAACCCUUGGGUCACUGACACCUGUGACUGCUGGAUGUCUGUAGUGACUGCUGGACGCCUGUAGUGACUAGCAUUAUGGGAUGUGGCACCUCCGUCACCACUGACAACAAGGGGAGGAGACUGACAACAGACAAGACGGCCAAGAACACUUCCAGCCCCGCACUGGCUAUGAAGGCAGCCAUCCUGAUCCAGCGCUGGUACAGACGCUACAUGGCCAGGUUAGAGAUGAGACAGAGAUACACCUGGAACAUCUUCCAGUCUAUAGAGUAUGCUGGGGAGCAGAACCAGCUACAGCUCUCCAGUUUCUUCAGUUUCAUGCUGGACAACGUCACUCAACUCAAUGGGAAUGGCCCAGAUCUGAUCUCCCACCUGCUGGACCCAGUGGUUGACCCGUGGUCAGACAGAGAGAGACAGACCAUGUAUGAACAGAUCACUGUUCCUGAGUCCUACAGCGGUCCUCACCUCACCUUCCCCCUCACCGUCUCUCACACCAACGCCCUGCUCUCUGCAUUCAAAGAACAACAGCCUCUCCAUGGCAGAUACAUGCUGCAGUUGUUACACCAGACUAAGAAGCUCCUGAAACAGAUGCCAAACAUCAUUCACCUGUCCACACCCUACGCCAAGGAGAUCACAAUAUGUGGAGAUUUACAUGGCCGACUAGAUGACUUGCUGCUCAUAUUCUACAAGAACGGCCUCCCCUCGGCAGAGACGCCGUACGUGUUCAACGGAGACUUUGUGGACCGAGGGAAGAAGUCUGUGGAGAUCAUCAUCCUGCUGUUUGCCUACCUGCUCCUCUACCCUGACCACAUGACCUUGAACAGAGGCAACCACGAGGACCACAUCAUGAACCUCCGAUAUGGAUUCACUAAAGAAGUUAUGCAGAAGUACAAGACACAUGGCAGGGACAUCCUACUGCUGAUCCAGGAUGUGUUCAGCCUCCUCCCCAUAGCAACAGUCAUCGAUAACAAAGUGCUCAUCGUCCAUGGAGGAAUAUCAGACAUGACAGACCUGGAUUUCCUCAGCUCUAUAGAGAGACACAAGGUGAAAUCUGCCCUGAGGCUUCCUAGGACGAGUCUGAACCAUCUGGAGGGCCAGCCAGAGAGCCCCCGGUGUAGGAGUAAGGGCCAGGCAGAGAGCCCCCGGUGUAGAAGCAGGGGUCAGGACCAUGGCCAGCCAGAGAGCCCCCGGUGUAGGGGCCAGCCAGAGAGCCCCCGGUGUAGGGGCCAGCCAGAGAGCCCCCGGUGUAGGGGCCAGCCAGAGAGCCCCCGGUGUAGGGGCCAGCCAGAGAGCCCCCGGUGUAGGGGCCAGCCAGAGAGCCCCCGGUGUAGGGGCCAGCCAGAGAGCCCCCGGUGUAGGGGCCACCCAGAGAGCCCCCGGUGUAGGAGCAGGGGCCAGGCAGAGAGCCCCAGGUGUAGGAGCAGGGGUCAGCCAGAGAGCCCCAGGUGUAGGAGCAGGGGCCAGGCAGAGAGCCCCAGGUGUAGAAGCAUGGGUCAGGACCAUGGCAACAUCCCCAAGAAGAGACGUCACCUCACCAGACAGGGCAGCUCUUCCUCCUCAUCCUCGCUCUGCUCCCCCCGGGGGUCGUCCCGCCUCACUCUGCGCCGCUGCCUUUCUCCCAGCAUGCUGAGUUCCACCGACAACCUCCAGGUGCCCUUCCUGGACUCCUUCACUGCCCUCCCCGUCCGUCAGCCGCCCAGGGAGGAGUUGGAGUGGAAACAGGUAGUAGAUUUGCUGUGGAGCGACCCGAAGAGCCAGCCAGGCUGCAGUCCCAACACCUUCAGGGGAGGAGGCAGUUACUUCGGGCCAGACGUGACCAGACGCCUGCUGGAGAGACACGGCAUGACUCUGCUGAUCAGAUCACAUGAGUGUAAACAAGAGGGCUACGAACUCUGCCACGAUGGACAGGUGAUCACCAUUUUCUCUGCGUCUAACUACUAUGAGGAGGGUAGUAACCGUGGAGCCUACCUUAAGCUGGGCAGAGAGCUGGUCCCUCGCUUCUUCCAGUACCAAGUCAGCAGGAACACCAGGAAACUCACCCUUACUCAGAGGGUGAAUGUGGCAGAGGGUUCGGCUGUAAGGGCUGUACAGGAGAAGCUGUUUGCCCACCGCUCAGAACUCAUGGCUGCCUUUCAGCAGUAUGACACAAGUAACAGUGGCUGUAUCUCUAUCUGUGAGUGGGCCCUGGUGGUGGAGUCAGUCCUGAGACUGGACCUGCCCUGGAGGACUCUGCGCCCGCGCCUGGCACAGCUGGCACCAGAUGGCAGAAUCGACUACCAGUCCUGCUUCGAGGACAUGGGCCCGGGACAACCCAUAGCCCAGGUCACUCCAAACUUGGCUGAAACUCUUUACAGAUAUCGAACAGACCUUGAGAUUAUCUUCAACAUCAUGGACAAAGACCACUCUGGUCAGAUUUCCAUCGAGGAGUUCCGUCAGACCUGGCGUCUGUUUAGUGCUCACCUAGGUGUGGAGGUGGAUGACCGGGCCAUAGAUGAACUGGCUAAGAGUAUAGACUUCAACAAGGAUGGCAGCAUCGACUUCAACGAGUUCCUAGAGGCCUUCAGGGUGGUGCACAAACUGGAUGUCAAGGACCAAACAGCAGGGCUGAGAGAAACCUUGUUGUAGACCUGAAGACUCACAUUAGCUACCCGGGCUAAUGACUUGGCUUUAGCUCAGUGAGCCAACACUGGAAGCAAGGCUGAGAGAACUACAAAGACCAGAGGCUAGGCUGAAAAAGCUACAAAGACCAGCGGCUAGGCUGAGAGGACUACAAAUUACAGCGGCUAGGCUGAGAGAAAUACAAAGACCAGCGGCUAGGCUGAGAAAGCUACAAAGACCAGCGGCUAGGCUGAGAGAAAUACAAAGACCAGCGGCUAGGCUGAGAAAGCUACAAAGACCAGCGGCUAGGCUGAGAAAGCUACAAAGACCAGCGGCUAGGCUGAGAAAGCUACAAAGACCAGCGGCUAGGCUGAGAAAGCUACAAAGACCAGCGGCUAGGCUGAGAAAGCUACAAAGACCAGCGGCUAGGCUGAGAAAGCUACAAAGACCAGCGGCUAGGCUGAGAGGACUACCAAGACCAGCG
Messenger RNA from Salmo salar (Atlantic salmon), 3210 nucleotides. Lineage: Eukaryota; Metazoa; Chordata; Actinopteri; Salmoniformes; Salmonidae. The record is from RefSeq and is a predicted model, not a curated record.